Molecule: messenger RNA, 4186 nt
Organism: Rhodotorula graminis WP1
Lineage: Eukaryota; Fungi; Basidiomycota; Microbotryomycetes; Sporidiobolales; Sporidiobolaceae
Exons: 9
Coding region: 22-4152 (1376 amino acids)
Biological process (GO): endosomal vesicle fusion; protein targeting to vacuole
Cellular component (GO): HOPS complex; late endosome
Molecular function (GO): protein binding
Source: RefSeq, a predicted model, not a curated record
CCGUCCGCCGCCGCCGAGCUCAUGGCGCAGAGCGCGCUCGGGCAGCCGACCGUCAUGGCCGUCAACGGGCUCGUCGCGCUCGGCACCAACAAGGGCUGGGUCCUCGUCUUCGACUUUGCGCAGAAUUUGCGCUGCGUGUGCGGCACCGAGGCCAUCGUGACGGCCGUCGCCGUCUCGCAGGACCACACGUUCAUCGGCGUCGGCCACGAGACGGGCCACAUCCACCUGUACGCGCUCGUCAAGCCCGCACAGCCGGCUCGGUCGGUCCCUCCUGUCGAGCUGCAGCAGGUCCUCGCCGGUCGCAAGGAGGGCCACAUCGGCGGGUCCAAGAUCCUCCAUCUCGGCUUCGUCGGCGCCCGCCACACCGCCAUCGUGUCGUCCGACGACCGAGGGCUCGCCUUCUACCACUCGUUGGGCAAGGUCCUCAUGCUCGCGUCAACCGACAUCAUCCGCAUGCUCGGCCAGUACCCGGACCCGAGCAACCUCCUCGCCAACCCCGCGCCGCCUUCCCCUGCGCCUCGACGCCCUCGCCUCUCCCUCAAGCCGGCCGUCGUCCUCGACAUGGCGCCGCUCCCGCUGGGCCCGGCGCCGCAUCCGCCGACGGACGGCCUGUCGCUCAUCGCCCUCCUCACGCCGACCAAGCUCGUCGUUGUCGGCUUGCGCCCGGCGCCCCGCACGUGGUACCGCGUCGGCUACUCGCACGACGGCGAUGGCGACGGCGACGAGGCGCGAGGGUACGCGGCGCGAGGCGUGCUCGCGUGGUGGCCGAGCGCGCGACGAGCAGGGACGGACGCGGCGGCGCAGGACGAGGGGCGGGAGCAAGUGGACGUCGAGCGGAAGAGGGAGGCCGAGGAGCCCGGCGAGGACCCGCUGCUCGUGUGGGCGUGGGGCAGGCGGGUGCACCUCGUGCGGCCGCUCCCGCCGCCGCCCGAGAGCGUCGACUUCGAGCAGAUGGACGGGUGGGUGUGCGACGCUCCGGUCGUGGCGCUCAAGUGGUACAACGAGCGUAUCGUCAUCACCUUUACGAUCGACAGCUUCGAGGUCUACGACGUCUCGACCCGACAGCGCCUCGGCCGUGACGCUCACGUCCUCGACAACGUCGUCUCGACCGACCACUACUCGUCGGCGUUCGACCCGGCUGUGCGGCCCGCCGAGACGGCGUCGUACGCUACGAGCCUCGCCGGCACCACGGACGUCCGAGUCGGCGCCAUCCUGUCGUGGGCCGACCGCAUCCUGUCGCUCAUGCAGCCGGGCACCAUGCUCGACGCGAUCGAGACGGCGACGGCCUACCUCGAGGGCCAGGUCGACGCGAGCACGAUCUCGCUGCCGGACGACCCGGUCGCGCGGCGCGAUGUCCUCGAGCCCAAGCUGCGCGAGAUCCUCAACGCGUCGCUCGAGUACGCCUUCUCCGAGGACCGCCUGCGCGACGGCAGCCACGCCGACGGCGAGACGAUCCAGCACUUGUUCGAGGGCCUCGUCGGCACAUGCGCCCGGGCCUGCCUCGCGCUCAACGACCCGGACUGGCUCUUCGACGAGCUGUUCGAGCGGUACGAGCAGAACGGCAUCGAGGGCAUCUUCCUCGACCGCGUCGAGCCCUUCAUCCUCGCCGGCGCCGUCCACGCCCUCCCGCCGUCCGUCAGCCAGCGCCUCAUCGCCAUCCACGCCGAGCGCCGGCAGCUCGACGCCGCGCAGCGCAUCAUCUUCAGCGUCGAGCCGCAGAACCUCGACCUGAACCAGGUCCUCGGCCUGUGCCAGCGCGAGCAGCUGUACGACGCCCUCAUCCACGUCCAGACCCGGGCGCUGCACGACUUUGUCGCGCCCCUCGUCGAGCUCGUCGAGCUCGUGCGUCGCAUCCAGCAGCACCGCACGCAGCGGCCGAGGCGCAUCGGCGAGAACGGCGACGCGCACUCGGACGAGGGCAGCGGCGGCGACGACGACGAGCUCGAGGACCACGGCGGGCUGUGGCGCAGCGCGUACAAGGUGUUCGCGUACCUGUCGCGCCAGCUCGUCGGGCUGUCGUACCCGGUCGGCGACGCCCUCUCGUACGACGAGGCCGUCCGCGCUCGUGACGCCAUCUACGGCUUCCUCCUGUCGGGCACGACGCGCAGCUGGCCCGAGAAGGGCGGCAAGCCCGUCCUCACGUCCGACGCCGGCGCCGGCGCGCCCGAGCCGCCGUACCCGUACCUGCGCCUUCUCUGGCGGUUCGACGCCGAGGCCAUGCUCGACACGCUCGACCUCGCCUUCGAGGACCCGUACCUCGACGAGGACGACGAGGACCUACUCACGACGAGUCGGCGCCCGGCAACGCGGCAGCGCAUCGUCGACCUCCUCCUCGAGAUCAUGUCGCCCUCGUCGGCGCCUCACGGCGACGACGCCGACGGCUUUUCCCUCGUCGACCGCACCUUCCUCCACAUCUUCGUCGCCCGCAACCUGCCCAAGUACCCGCAGUACGUCUCGCUGCCCGUCGGGACCCUGCGCGACAUCCUCGUCAGCCUCGCGACCGACACCGACCAGAGCACCGUCGAGGACCGCCAACUCGCCGCCGAAUACCUCCUCUCGACCUAUACCCCUGCCGACAGCGAUACCUUCAUCCCCCUCUUCGAGCGCGCCGGCUUCUUUCGCAUCCUGCGCUCGAUCUACCGCGGCGAGCGCCGCUGGUCCGCCCUCGCCGCCACGUACCUCGCCGACCCGGACGUCGCGUCCGACGUGUUCGGCUUCCUCCGCGAGACGUUCAAGCUCGCGUCGCGGGCGUCGGGCGCGCAAAAGGCGCAGCUCGCCGACACGGUCCUCGAGGCGGUCCCGACGCUCGUCGAGGCCGACGAGACGGGCCUGCAGCAGACGGCCGAGCUCGUCGACUCGUACCUCCCGACUCGUCACGCCGAGGUCGUCGACCGCCUCGCGUCGCACUGGCGGGCGUUCGCCUACCUGCGGUGCCUCCUCGAGCCCGCCCACGCCGGCCUCGUCGAGUCGACCUCGGCCGCGAGCGAGCGCGUCCCCUCGCCGCAUGUCGACCUCGCCCUGCGCCGUCGAUACGUCGUCCUCCUGUGCGCCCACGAGCCGCAGCACGUCAUCCGCUUCCUCCGCACCGACGCGCACCGCCUCGCCCAGGACGCCGACGUGCUCGAGAUCUGCGAGCGCGCCGAGUCGUUCGACGCACUCGUGUGGGCUCUCGACAAGAACGGCGAGCCCGAGGCGGCGCUCGAGCGGGCCGACGAGGCGCUCGAGUCGCGCACAGACCUCCUCGUGCAGCGUCUCGUCGGCGGCGACGGCGACGACGACGCGCAGGACGGCGGGUCCGUCCAGCCCUCACGCUCGCCCGAUGCGCUCCUCGAGCAGGUCGCUGCGGUCGCGAGAGCGGCCACGGCCGUGUGCGUCCACCGCACGUCCGGGCGGCGGCGGCCCAAGGACCCGCCGGCCGAGGACCUGUGGUACCGCCUCCUGUCGUCGCUCGUCGCCACCGUGCGCUCGAUCCGCUCGGUUGCACCCACGUCAUCGGCCGACAAGGCGUCGUCGCACCGCCGCGUCUCGAACGCGUCCAUGAUCAUCCUUUCGUCGCUCAUCCCGAGCGCGCUGUCGGCCCUCGUGUCGACCACGUCGUCGCACGAGGUGUCGUUCCCGAGCUUGAUGCGCCGGCUCAUCGAAUCGAACUCGCGCUCGUCCGCCGCCAACCGGUCGUACGCCGAGUUUAAGGCCAUCGUGACGUCGAUGCUCGACACGUACGCGUUCGAGGGCGACCUGCUCGAGCUGUCGUCGACCAUCUCGGCGCAGGACCUGUUCGAGCACGUCGAGGCGUUCAAGCGCGAGCGAUACCGAGGGUGGCGCCCGGGCGCCAACGACCCGUCAGGCGCGUGCGCCGAGUGCCUGCAGCCCGUCUGGGGGCCGCACGGCGCCGGGACGUCGCCGGCCAUGUCGCGCUCGGCGAGCGUGUCGCUCGUCAUCGAGUCGCUCGGCAUGAACGACGAGCGGCCGCGGAUGAAGAAGCGGCCGUCGCUCAAGGGCAAGGAGGUCGACUGGCCCGAGCUGCCGGGUGCGUCGGCGAGCGGGUUCAGGAGCGUUGCGAGGCCGGAGCAUGAGCCGCCGCGAGGAGUGGUCGUUGGGAGGGACGGCCGGCUGUUCCACCAGACCUGUCACCUCUUGCGCUCGUACGAGUAGAUCCAGCACCUGCAUCGUCGCACAAUCUAGACUC